CAAUUUAACAAUUACACUCCUCAAUUAAUAAAAUAUUGCGAGGUGGUCCGGGAUCUGGCUUCAAAGGGGGGAGAUUGGCAUUGGUAUGAUGAACAAUUUCGUUACCUAAGACAAUCGGCACCAGAGCAGCAUCCAUGGGAUAGGAUACACUGGGAGUUGUGGUUACGGGCGUCAAAUACUUUUCGGAAACCGCAACCGCCCACCAACAAACCACGUUUUCGUUCUCAAUUCUUUCCGAAAGGGACCUGCUGGGCCUUUCAAGCGGGUAAGUACUGUUCCGGAUGCAAAUUCGAACAUGUGUGUUUUAAAUGUGGUGGAAAACACCCGGGCGGCCAGUGCUCAGCUUCGGCGCCAAAAAGUGGAUUCCCUUUCAGUUCAAAAGGCAAACGAGAUAGUACAUCGGGUUCUCCACAGCAAGCCAGUCACGCCAGUAAGAGUGGAUCGGCAUGA
Molecule: messenger RNA, 450 nt
Organism: Porites lobata
Lineage: Eukaryota; Metazoa; Cnidaria; Anthozoa; Scleractinia; Poritidae
Source: the annotation of a GenBank genome assembly